UAAACAAUGAAGUCAAGGACUUCAAUUCCAAGGGAUAAUGAUGCCGAAAUGGAAGAAGAUAAUGAAGUUCUUGAAUUAAUAGUGAAGAAAGUGAAGAUGAAGAUGAUAUACCCUUAAAUGAAAGAAAAGCUCUCAAUCAGUUGAAAACCCCCGUAAUGAAUCCCACUAAAAAAAUAAAGCUUACUAGUGAUCAUCAAUUGAAAACUUCUCAUAAAAAGAUAUUUGAUCUAACCUCGAAAGCUCGAAAUGAUUCAUAUAAAAAUGAUAAUAAUCAUUUAACUAUUUCUAAUGAAGUAAAGAGCAUGAUUAAAGAACCCAAAGUGCUGAUCAAACAUACAAACCGCAAAUUGAAGAAUGUAAAAGGCAGCUCAUCACGUUUUGUAGACGAGACGAACGAUUCAAUACGAUUAUUACAUAUUGAUCGUAAAAGCAAUAGUUCUUCUUCAGAAACAACGAAAGUUACAACACCAAAACUUCCAUUAAAGAACUUUUCCAGGACAAUAUCAACAAUGCCGUCUUCUAAUAAUAAAUUUAAAGUACCUACAAAUCCUCCUACUUUCGGAAGUUUUAAAUCGCUUAUGCCUCCUUCCAGAAAGUCUGAUAAACCAUCUUCAAGCAAUAAUUUUAAGGCGCCUAUGUCACACUCCUUUAAUCAUGUUGAAGCAUCUAAUACGUCUUCUUCAGAUAAUAGCGUUAAACCAUUUUCUAAUAAUGAUUUUAAGGCUCCUUUACCUACAACACCUGAUGAUGGUUUCAAGACACCUAUAGCACCAACACCCGAUGAUAAUCUAAAGACAUCCAUGGAUCUUUCCCCAGUUCCUGAAUUUAAAGCGCCAAACACUAUUUUUACCAAACCACAACAAAAUGAAUUAGCCACAAGCCGUUUAACACAUUAUAUUAACUGCAUAUGUGAUGAUUUGGAUCAAUAUAACGAAAACAAGCAGAAAAUGGCAGAUUCUUUACUCACAUUUAGGGAUACAGAUGAUUUACCUACCCUAGAUAUUACUAUCAUGAGGAAGAUUACUUCACUUGUAUCAAGUAUAAUUAAACAAUACAAGAAUCUUGAGCUAAUCGAUAUGGUUAAAUUUGGAAAAAUUAUCAGAUUAAUGGAAAAUACAGUUAUUAUUGCAACUGAUAUUGAUAUCAUUGAGCUUUGUGGAAAGAAUCCAACAGAGGAUAAUAAUAAAGAAUCAAUAUUAAAACUAUUAACUCUCAUAAGCGAUGGUUUAGAGGCUUGCUUUAUGAUCUUUGAAAUAUUGACAACUUGUAAUUUAGAUAAGCAAUUCCUUUCAAGAAAUUUAAUCACAAAUUGCCUUCAUUUUAUCAAGAAUCAGUUAGAUUUUACUAUAUACCCGCUUAUUGAUUUAAGUCAUUUUGAAGAUGAAGCAACUUCCUUAACUACAAGCGCUCAUGCAUUUUUCUGUCUUAUAGAAUCAUCCUCAAAAGAAAGACAUUUACUCAGUACAUUUGUGCCAUUAAUUACUCGCUUCUUUCGUCGCGCAUUUACUUUUAUUCUUUCUGAAGAUUUAGAUGAUGAUGUACUUGUGAUUGUUGCCUAUAUUAGUAUGGGCCCCUUCUUUCAUGAUUAUUCAGAGUCUCACAAAUCUAUCUUACUUGUCACAGACAAUUAUGAAAAUUUAUCAUUUAAUCCUUAUGAGCAACUUAAGUUUGUUGCACUUGAUAUUUUGAAACAUAUCUUUAGUAAAUACCCAAAGCAUAGAAGAUGGAUAUUUGAAGAAAUCUUGACUAGUAUCGGAUCGUUAACUACGAUGGAAGAAGCAAGGAAAUACCGAUUACGUGAUAAUAGGUCAAUUCAUGUCAUUAGUGCCCUGUUUAUGCAACUUGUUCAAUGCUGUUCUUCACUUAGUGAUAAGGUAUCGCAUAAAAAUUGGUUUAUGAAAUGGAAUAUCAAAUAUCAAAAAGCGAUUAAAGGACAAGAUGAGGAUCAAAUCAAAAUGUUAGAUGAUAAAUUAGUUCGUCGUGCUACUACUGCCUGGAGAUUGGGUGCUGAAGCUGCUACUAAUAGCGCUUCAUUUUUCCUCGAAUUUUUAAUGUCAAAGUAGAGUGUUUAAUCGAGAUAUAAUCAUAAGCUAUGUAAACUAAACUAAAUCAU
Cokeromyces recurvatus is the source of this 2113-nucleotide messenger RNA. RefSeq lists its product as uncharacterized. Gene Ontology annotation, molecular function: chromatin binding. Lineage: Eukaryota; Fungi; Mucoromycota; Mucoromycetes; Mucorales; Mucoraceae. Bases 156 to 2063 code for a protein of 635 amino acids. The transcript is spliced from 4 exons. Gene Ontology annotation, biological process: establishment of protein localization to chromatin; regulation of gene expression; establishment of mitotic sister chromatid cohesion. Gene Ontology annotation, cellular component: Scc2-Scc4 cohesin loading complex. The record is from RefSeq and is a predicted model, not a curated record.